Messenger RNA from Pyrus x bretschneideri (Chinese white pear), 3452 nucleotides. RefSeq names its product SCY1-like protein 2 A. Gene Ontology annotation, molecular function: protein kinase activity; ATP binding. Gene Ontology annotation, biological process: protein phosphorylation. The coding region runs from base 292 to 3066 and encodes 924 amino acids. NCBI's taxonomy places the organism in Eukaryota, Viridiplantae, Streptophyta, Magnoliopsida, Rosales, Rosaceae. The transcript has 14 exons. The record is from RefSeq and is a predicted model, not a curated record.
UGCCCGGAGAGAGAACUUGUCCCGAAACAUUUGAAAAAUCAUUUUUUAAAAUUAAAAAAAUUAAAGGAAAAAAAAGAAAGGAACCACGAAGAGAGAGAGGGAGGUGGAAACUGGAAAGCAGAUGAUCUGAGGAAAACUUCCAAAUUCCCUCCACCUUCUCCUCCGUCGUCGUCAACCCAAAACCCUAGAAUUCCUUCCCAAUUCCUGCAGAUUACAUACACCUAUACCAACACUACUUUUAUAUUGAUUUAUUUUCCAUCGUACACAUUGCAAUUCCUCCAUUCUUCCCAGAUGUCUCUCAAUAUGAAAACCCUAACCCAAGCCCUCGCCAAGACAGCUGCGGUCAUCGAAAAGACCGUACAGACCACGGUCCAGGAGGUCGCCGGACCCAAGCCUCUUCAGGACUACGAGCUCUUCGACCAGAUCGGGUCCGCCGGACCGGGCCUGGUCUGGAAGCUCUAUUCUGCCAAGGCGGCUCGUGAGUCUACGCGCGCGCACCAGUACCCCAACGUCUGCGUCUGGGUUUUGGAUAAGAAGGCUCUGUCGGAGGCGCGCAUGCGCGCCGGAUUGGCCAAGGCGGCGGAAGAUGGGUUUUUGGAGAUCAUUCGAGCUGAUGCGGCGAGGCUGGUGAGGCUGAGGCACCCCGGGGUGGUGCACGUGGUGCAGGCUCUGGAUGAGAACAAGAAUGCCAUGGCAAUGGUGACGGAGCCGUUGUUUGCGUCUGUGGCAAAUGCACUUGGGAAUGUGAAGAAUGUGGCUAAGGUGCCCAAGGAGCUUAAAGGAAUGGAAAUGGGUAUAUUGGAGGUGAAGCAUGGUUUGCUCCAGAUAGCAGAAUCCUUAGACUUUCUUCAUAACAAUGCGCGUCUCAUUCAUCGGGCCAUAUCACCUGAGAAUGUCUUUAUUACAGCAAGUGGAGCUUGGAAGCUUGGUGGAUUUGGUUUUGCAAUCUCAACAGAUCAAGCCUCAGGAAAUAUGGCUAAUGUUCAGGCAUUCCAUUAUGCUGAAUAUGAUGUUGAGGACUCUGUGCUGCCCCUUCAGCCAUCACUGAAUUACACUGCUCCUGAACUUGCUAGGAGUAAAGCAUCCUCAGCUGGAUGUUCUUCUGAUAUUUUCAGUUUUGGUUGUCUUGCCUACCACUUGAUUGCUCACAAGCCUUUGCUCGACUGCCACAACAAUGUCAAGAUGUAUAUGAAUACCUUAAGCUACUUAUCCAAUGAAGCCUUUUCCCCUGUUCCUCCAGAGUUAGUUCCUGACUUGCAAAGGAUGCUUUCUACGAAUGAGGCUUUCAGGCCAACAGCAAUGGAUUUUACAGGUUCUCCAUUUUUUCGGGAUGACACUAGGUUGCGUGCUCUUCGCUUUCUCGACCACAUGCUUGAAAGAGAUAACAUGCAGAAGUCUGAAUUCCUGAAAGCAUUAUCUGAUAUGUGGAAAGAUUUCGAUUCUCGUGUAUUGCGAUAUAAGGUACUGCCGCCGCUUUGUGCAGAACUUAGGAAUUUGGUUAUGCAACCAAUGAUUCUGCCCAUGGUUCUCACGAUUGCAGAGUCUCAGGAUACGAAUGACUUUGAGUUAUCAACAUUGCCAGCCCUUGUUCCUGUCCUGAGCACUGCUGUGGGUGACACAUUAUUGUUGCUUUUGAAGCAUGCAGAACUUAUUAUCAGCAAGACUAUGCAAGAUCACUUGAUAUCACAUGUCCUGCCCAUGAUUGUUCGAGCAUAUGGUGAUGGCGAUGCUCGCAUACAGGAGGAGGUUUUGAGGAAGUCUCCUUUCCUUGCUAAAAAGAUUGAUGUUCAGCUAGUGAAACAAGCUAUUCUGCCUCGUGUUCACGGCUUAGCUCUUAAGACAACUGUUGCCGCGGUGAGAGUCAAUGCUUUGCAUUGUCUAGGAGAUUUGAUUCCUACACUCGAUAAGCAUGCUAUUUUGGAUAUUCUGCAAACAAUUCAGCGUUGUACAGCAGUUGACUGCUCUGCUCCUACCCUUAUGUGUACUCUUUGGGUGUCAAACUCAAUUCUUAAGCAGCAUGGGGUAGAAUUUGUUGCAGAGCAUGUCCUCCCGCUGCUCAUACCUCUUCUUACUGCCCAGCAAUUAAAUGUUCAGCAGUUUGCCAAAUAUAUGCUCUUUGUCAAGGCUAUUCUGAGGAAGAUAGAGGAAAAACGGGGAGUUACUGUGACGGAUUCUGGAAUUCCAGAGGUAAAACCAUCUCCAUCUGCCAAUGGACUCCACUCCCAAGUCCCAAGCAAAAUAAGUGGAAAUGUCGCCACCGCUGCAAACAGCAGUCCAGCAUGGGAUGAAGAUUGGGGUCCUAUAAAAAAGCAGCCCUCCAAUUCCCUCCAAAUUUCUACAAAUUCCAUUACCUCCACUUAUCCCACUCCGGGUAAUGAACCAAUUCAAGUAACUUCUUCACAGCCAAAUUCCUUGUCGCGAACUGCAGUAUCUAGUCAGCAAACACCCACAUCAUGUCCCCCAGUUGAUAUAGAGUGGCCUCCUAGGGCGUCUUCUGGAGUUACCUCAGUUGCUGAUACUGAGAAGCAAUUAAAUGCAGGAGCAUCAUCCAGUUCCAGUUUUGAUGACGUUGAUCCUUUUGCUAACUGGCCCCCACGGCCUAGUGGCCAAGUAAGUGGAAUGGGCCCUUCCAACAAUGGUACGAUAGAGCCUCCCAGAAACAAACUGUCCGGUGGAUCAAACGGUAUGAACCUCUACAGCAAUAGCAAUGAUAGUUGGGCCUUUGUUACCGGAGGGUCUGUUGAGCAAAUAGGACAUGGUCAAGGCAAUGCAACUUCGAUUACUGGUGGUUUGGGUAGCUCAGGUUUCAACCCCCCUAGUUCUAUUGGAUUUAUGAAACAGAAUCAACCGAUAUCAGCUUCAAAUGCUUACACAGAUAAAAGAUCAGCUGAUCUUGGGUCCAUAUUUGCUUCUGGAAAUAAUGCGCAGACAGCACCUAGACUUGCUCCUCCCCCAUCAACUGCUGUAGGUCGAGGAAGAGGCAGAGGGAAGGGUGCUAGUUCGGUGUCACGCUCCAGCCAUGCGAAAUCGGCAACUGAACAGCCACCCCUUUUGGAUCUGCUAUAAGCUUAAUACAUGGUUUUAACCUUCAUAACGUUGGAUGUAAAAACGGUACAACAAAAGAUUUGGGAAUGGCCCAUGUAGAGUAGGCCUGCCUUGCUGUGUGGAGAAACUGAUUUUGUAAAUGAUUUUGGGAUCCUACUGUCAUAUUUCGAGCAUGGGUGACUGACAGCAGCAGCUCUCGGGGAUAUCAAGGUUUGUUAUGUAUCGGUCUUUUUUGUGCUUAGUUUGUAUUUUGUUGUGAUUUGGCACCAAAUUUUGCAUUGUAAUUUGAAAGCUUCUUGGGUUCAAUUCUUCUGGAUAAGUGUAAUCUUCGUUGCAGGCCCAGCCUCAAAGACUGGGUUUGAAAUCAAUAAAAGAGACUCAGGGUGGCCGAAUGCUAUUGGAAGGAA